AUGUCACCUCCGCCGCCGCCCGCAACCACUGGUGCGCCGCCACGUGCCCCCCAGCGACCCACUUCGCCGCGGGCCUGCAGAGCCCAUCUGAGGCCCGCGCAGGCCCGGAUCUCCGCCGCCCGUCCCGGGUCGCCGCGCCGCCGCCUCCUGCGGGCGCCCGAGCCACGCCGCCCGUCGCCGGCGAUCGUUGCCGCCACUCAGCGCACCCCGCACCACCGCCGCCUUCGCUCGCCGCCUCUCCGCCGCUCGCUCGCCGCCGCCCACCGCGUCGCGCCGCCCGCUGCUCGCCCACACCGCCGGUGCACCGCUGCUCCCCGCGUUUCCCCGCCGCCCGUCGCCGGCGAUCGUUGCCGCCACUCGGCGCACCCCGCACCACCGCCGCCUUCGCUCGCCCCCUCUCCGCCGCUCGCUCGCCGCCGCCCACCGCGCCGCGCCGCCCGCUGCUCGCCCACACCGCCGGUGCCCCGCUGCUCCCCGCGUUUCCCCGCCGCCUCGCCGCCUUGGAGCUCGCCGGAGCGAGCCGCUCCUCCCCACUCCGGUCGGAUCCGGCUCCCCGGCCCCGGAUCUGCUCCUCCGCGACUCCCCGCCGACUCGCCCGCGUCCUCAGUCGCCGGCGCGACCUCGUCCCGCCGCCACUGCCAUGGUCAUCCUCGACCUCGUCCCGGGACGCUGCGUCCAUCCAUCCAAACGGGCCCCUGA
Messenger RNA from Aegilops tauschii subsp. strangulata, 699 nucleotides. The record is from RefSeq and is a predicted model, not a curated record. Lineage: Eukaryota; Viridiplantae; Streptophyta; Magnoliopsida; Poales; Poaceae.